Molecule: messenger RNA, 1033 nt
Organism: Homarus americanus (American lobster)
Lineage: Eukaryota; Metazoa; Arthropoda; Malacostraca; Decapoda; Nephropidae
Product: serine/threonine-protein phosphatase PGAM5, mitochondrial-like
Biological process (GO): positive regulation of mitochondrial fission
Cellular component (GO): mitochondrion
Source: RefSeq, a predicted model, not a curated record
GUCGUGAGCAAGCUGCACUAACUGGAGAGCGACUUAAACAACUCGAGCUACCUUAUUCUCGUAUUGUGUACUCCACCAUGACCCGAGCAACAGAAACGGCAAAGAUAAUCAGUGGAAAGUUGAGUUGUGUAAAAGACGUGGAACAUUGUGACCUACUGAGAGAGGGUGCACCCUUUCUACCUGAGCCUCCCAUCAAUGGGUGGCAGCCAGAAAUGCAUGAAUUUUACGUUGAUGGUGCUCGUAUUGAAGCUGCCUUUAGGAAGUAUUUUCACCGUGCUUCAUCGUCUCAGGAAAAGGACAGUUACGAGGUGUUUGUGUGUCAUGGGAAUGUCAUCAGAUAUUUUGUGUGCAGAGCCUUGCAACUUCCUCUUGAAGCUUGGUCACGUAUGACGGUGAACAAUGGAAGCAUGACAUACCUCAUUAUUCGUCCUGAUGGUCAGGUGGUGUUGAAGCAGCUGGGAGAAUGUGGUUACAUGCCACCAGAUAAGGUCUCUGAGGUAUAAGUUCUCUUCAAAAGGCCACUAUUUUUGGACCAAGUAACUGGCCAGUAAAUUAUAUUUUGGUGAAAUUUGAAGUUCAUCAAGGCAAGCACAAUAUGCUGUCGGUGCUUUUAUUGUCAGAUUAUUAUUAUUAUUUUUUUUUUACUUUAGCUUUGUGUAUUGAGUGAUAAAAUGACUACUGUAUGCUUAUUGGGUGUUUCUGCCAGUGCUGGAACAAUCCUAGAGUUGAUUAUCACCUUAUUAAAGAGGAUGUCUGGUCCCUCCCAAAAAUAUUUGAGCUUUCGUCUUUAUUCAAGACAUUUUUAGAAUAUGGUCUCGAUUUUCGACCAAGGAAAAAUUUGUUCCCAAAGCCGGAUUUUUUUUUAAAUUACGGCUUUGGGAAUGCUUUUCCGAGCUAAUUUCAAUUCCAUCUAUCGGAGAGUUCCAGGUUUGAAGGAAUCCGGCUAACAGAGAUAUUACUGUAUGUAAACCUAUUUAUUUGAGUUUGUAAUACCAUAGCUUCCAUAAAGUUUGGAAUAAAAAUCAUCUAUCAA